GUGGCAUCCAUCCAUCGCAUCAUCACCACCACCACCAUUAUCACCAUGAUCAUCGCGGCGAGCUUCACCUCUAUGGUUGCUCUAGGUGGGGAGUUGAUCCCUGCGAUGCCGCCAUUUUAAUUCUGCUAGACAAACAACCACCACCACCAGCACCCAACCUACCACGACCACUACCCAAACUAACCCCUCCUUCCUUGGAGCCAUGCACCCACAUGUAUGCGUAGAGGAGAGUUGUCCGCCGUCGUCGCCGAGCUUAUUUACCCCACCAUCCACAUCAUCUCCUCCUCUUCCUUAAGAUAAACCCCAUCCCACCCUCAAUCCAACAAUCAACACAGCCCCUCAGCUUCUCUUCAUCACCUCAUACCCACUUCCCAUUCUUCAUCCAUAACUCCUACUACCGUCAAAAUGGUCAAAGCUGCUGUCCUCGGUGCUGCUGGUGGAAUCGGCCAGCCUCUGUCCCUCCUCCUCAAGGCCAGUCCCCUCAUCGACGAGCUGGCCCUCUACGAUGUUGUGAACACCCCCGGUGUCGCGGCCGAUCUUUCCCACAUUGCCUCCCCGGCUGUCACCACCGGAUACCUCCCCAAGGACGACGGACUGCAAAAGACCCUCGAGGGAUGUGACAUCGUUGUGAUCCCCGCCGGCCUUCCCCGCAAGCCCGGUAUGACCAGAGAUGAGCUCUUCACCAAGAACGCCGGAAUUGUCGCCGCCCUGAUCACCGGUGUCGCCAAGUGGUGCCCCAAGGCCUACGUCCUGGUCAUCUCCAACCCUGUCAACUCCACCGUUCCCAUCGCCGCCGAGGUGCUGAAGGCCCACAACGUCUUCGACGCCCGCAAGCUCUUCGGUGUCACCACCCUGGAUGUCGUUCGUGCUUCCACCUUCACCGCCGAGCUUACCGGCGAGAAGGACCCCCGGAAACUCACCAUCCCCGUCGUCGGUGGACACAGUGGUGACACUAUUGUUCCUCUGUUGAGCCUGGCUACUCCUUCUGUCUCGAUCCCCGAUGACAAGAUUGAGGCUUUGAUCAAGAGAAUCCAAUUCGGUGGUGACGAGGUCGUUAAGGCCAAGGAUGGCGCUGGAUCCGCCACUUUGUCCAUGGCUUACGCUGGUUACCGCUUCGCCGAGGCUGUUCUCAAGGCCGACAAGGGUGAGACCGGUAUCGUCGAGCCUUCAUUCGUCUACCUUCCCGGUGUUCCCGGUGGAGACGAGAUCUUGAAGGCAGUUGGUGGUUUGGAGUACUUCGCCGUUCCGAUUGAGCUCGGACCCGGUGGUGUCGUCAAGGCCACCAACCCUCUGGGCAAGGCCUCGGACGCCGAGAAGAAGCUAUUGGAGGUUGCUAUUGCUGGCCUCAAGGGCAACAUCUCCAAGGGUGUCGAGUUCGCCCAGGCCUCCAGUGCAAAGUUGUAAUCCCAACUUGGUUCGCUUGUUUCGAGUGUGUAAAUCAAACAAAAGCUGAUGAUGAUUCGGUUGUGAUGUACAGUUAAUCAAUCAAUCCUGCGCACAAUCCUUUUUCCUCUCUCUUUUUUCCUGCAUCGGUCUCAACGGCGGGUUCGGAUGAAACAGUUGCAUGAUACCAAAGUUUUUUUGUUGAGGAGGAAGAUGGAAAGGUGAGGGGAAACGGUGGAUGGUAUUUGCUGCUUGAGUUCUUACAUGGCAAUAACGAUAUCAAAUAAAAAAGUCAUUGCGCCA
Messenger RNA from Tricharina praecox, 1686 nucleotides. Its product is annotated as malate dehydrogenase, NAD-dependent. The transcript is spliced from 6 exons. The record is from RefSeq and is a predicted model, not a curated record. Gene Ontology annotation, cellular component: cytoplasm. Gene Ontology annotation, biological process: tricarboxylic acid cycle; carboxylic acid metabolic process. Gene Ontology annotation, molecular function: L-malate dehydrogenase (NAD+) activity. Bases 406 to 1404 code for a protein of 332 amino acids. NCBI's taxonomy places the organism in Eukaryota, Fungi, Ascomycota, Pezizomycetes, Pezizales, Pyronemataceae.